AUGAUAUGCAUCAUGGCCAAUAUGGCUGCUUUCAUAUCUCAUAAGAUUGAGGUGAUUGUAUUUGCUUGAAAAAAAGACAAGAUGAUUUUCCAGUGAAUUAUCGUGAGCAUACGUCCUGCUUGAUAAUAAAAUUACACGAGCGGCAGGAUUCUCCAAGGUUCACUGCGAUUUCCAAAGAGAUCCUGCGCAACUAUAUAAGUAUUAUAAAAAAAAAGCACAGUUUAAGAUGGUGAAGUUGUAUGCAUUGACUGUUCUGUAUAAAAGUCCUACAUCGGCUACAACAUUGAAAGCUGCUUAUGAUGUAGAGUCAUUCUCAUUUUUUCAAAGAAACAGUAUUAAGGAAUUUAUGUGUUUUGUCAGUAAAACAAUUGUUGAAAGAACGCAGACAUGUGCUAGACAGAGUGUCAAAGAAGCAGAGUACAUGUGCCAUGUAUACGUGCGCGCCGACAAUCUUGCCGCAGUACUCAUCUCGGAUCAUGAAUAUCCCAGGAGAGUGGCGCAUACCUUGAUCACGAAGGUGAUGGAUGAAUUUGCAGUGAAGAAUCUGCCAUCGACAUGGCCUACGCUCAAGGAGACCACUGCUGAUUUCCCACAGAUCAAUACGUAUCUAGCCAAGUAUCAGAAUCCGGUCGAGGCGGAUGCGCUUACGAAAAUGCAGAAUGAUCUAGACGAGACAAAAAUUAUCUUGCACAAUACCUUAGAGGCAGUUCUGCAGAGGGGGGAGAAAUUGGAUGAUUUAGUCUCCAAAUCGGAGGGACUUAGCGCUCAGUCGAAGGCGUUUUACAAGACUGCACGGAAAACCAACUCCUGCUGUAGUUUAGCUCCUUAGGACGUAUGUUUCUUUAUCUUCAGCGAUCAUUACUUCGAUAUUCCGAUAAAAAGAUGUGACUUUAUAAUCUUCGCGAUAUAGAAACGUAAAUGAUAUUUAUAUAACUCGCGGAAAGGAUGACAUGUGGGAGGAAGUAGGAAAGGUUUAGCUAAUAAAUGAAAAGAUAUAAUGGAGGGUAAUCAAUUUAAUUUUUUUCGACGGAAUAUAAUUUGUUGAAUUUUUAAUUCAAUAACAGGCAAAAAGCAAACCACUGCCGGUUUCCUCCCAAUUAAAUGGAAUUUUUUAUAUAAAUGUUAUAUAUGCCCGUAGAAUUUGUCUACUUGCGAGAAACGGUCCUAAACACAAUUGUGGUUACAAAUGAGAAUUACUUCCGAGAUGAACUUUAUGUGAGGGGAAAUGAUUGUAAUGGAAUUUCUACAGUGUCAAAGGUCGCCUUAAACGUAACAUUCCGAAUGUUAAUGUGCCCUUUUUAUGUCUAAAAAAAAAAAAAAAAACGCAACUAUAGAAAUUUUAUCAUAAAAAUCUCGUGGA
This is a messenger RNA of Cataglyphis hispanica, 1360 nucleotides long. It is a transcript of the gene Ykt6, whose product is annotated as synaptobrevin homolog YKT6. Gene Ontology annotation, cellular component: Golgi apparatus. Lineage: Eukaryota; Metazoa; Arthropoda; Insecta; Hymenoptera; Formicidae. The transcript is spliced from 4 exons. Gene Ontology annotation, biological process: endoplasmic reticulum to Golgi vesicle-mediated transport. The record is from RefSeq and is a predicted model, not a curated record. The coding region runs from base 227 to 829 and encodes 200 amino acids. Gene Ontology annotation, molecular function: SNAP receptor activity.